This is a messenger RNA of Lepisosteus oculatus (spotted gar), 8175 nucleotides long. The record is from RefSeq and is a predicted model, not a curated record. NCBI's taxonomy places the organism in Eukaryota, Metazoa, Chordata, Actinopteri, Semionotiformes, Lepisosteidae.
UUUGGCGGAGGUAGAUGAGUCUCGUGCGGGUAAAUCAGUGCCCCCCGCAGGCUCGGGGAGACGGAGACAGACAGAGAGGGAGGGAGACAGUGAGACGGGCCGGGAGGGAGGGGUGGUGCUUCGGCUCUUCGCGUCCCCGACUGGCAGCUCGCGGCCGUUACUUGGCAGCCGGGAGAGCGAGCAGCGCGUGCUGCUGUACAGGCAGCUCACGGGGAGCCUUGACGCGUACAGGACGUCGCCGCGCGGACCGCUUUUACCGAUUAAAAACCGUCGUAAUUUUCUAAUUAACGGCACAGUUUUUCCUAAAAGAAAAAAAAAACCCAACAUCAUUCUGUGGCGGGCGUGUUAAAGAGGUAACCGUCCGCUCCUUGUGAUUUUUUUUUACCCUUUCCUGAAGAAGAGGGCUCAAUGAGGAUUGUGUUUUUUUAAAUCCGUAAUUCAAGUUGUUUUUUUUAAAUUUUUUUUUUUUGGAGGAGCAGGGGGGACAUGACCGUACGUAAGAAUUUGUAUUUCCGUUCAGCCCCCUGUUGAGACGCAGGACUGUAGGGGAAUUUUUUUCCCCUGCUUUUGGUGAAAUUGGCGUUAGACCCCCUCCAGCACAGACCGGGAUCUUAACAAUAUAGCUCAACUCGCACAAACCUGCCUCCCUCGUCACGGACAGCGUGGCUUUCUGGGUCUGGGGGAAACCCUUUCACCUUCCUCCGUCCAAGCCGGAUCUUAAGAAAUGUUUGGAUGUUUAUUUUUCCUGAUUUCUCUCCUCUCGGACCGGAGCUCGAUGGCACGGUUGCCUUCACUUCUACCGCCCAGAGCCGGAACAGCGCCUAAAUAAAGGAUCUAUAUAUUUUUUUUGUCCUUCAUCGGAUGAGACGAGGACGCCCGUCCUAAAAUACUACACAACAAUCCUUGUGUUAUUGUUAUUUUCUGUUGCCGUUGUUGUGGGGGGAUCACACACUCCGACAUGGAAAGCGAAGUAUUCACGCCCUUGCUGGAGCAGUUCAUGCGCACGCCGUUGGUGACUUGGGUCAAAACGUUCGGGCUCCUAUCUGGGAAAGACGGCGGGUGCCUUGCGGAGUAUGUACAGCUAGUGGACGGCGUCUAUUUAAACGAGAUCAUGCUCCAGAUAAAUCUUAAUGCUUCUGUUCAAAGAACAAACAAGAAAGUGAACAACGAUACGACUCUCAGGAUACAAAAUUUGUCUAUACUAGUGCGCCAGAUCAAAUCGUACUACCAGGAGACAUUGCAACAGCUAAUCAUGAUGCCCCUUCCAAAUGUCCUGGUCCUGGGCAAGAAUCCUCUCUCAGGACAAGGUCUGGAGGAAAUGAAGAAAUUGCUGUUGCUCUUGCUGGGCUGUGCAGUUCAGUGUGAGAAGAAAGAAGAAUUCAUUGAAAAGAUCCAGACCUUAGAUUUUGAUACUAAAGCUGCAAUAGCUGCUCACAUCCAAGAGGUGACUCACAACCAGGAGAACGUCUUUGACCUGCAGUGGAUGGAAGCAGCCGAUCUGAACCAGGAUGACCUGGAUUCUUUGUCCAGGAACAUGGCCUUCCACUUAAAACGCCUUGUGGAUGAGAGGGAUGAGCACUCUGAGACUAUCGUGGAGCUGACCCAGGAGAGGGACUGCGGCCAGGCCUUGCCCCCGGUGCCGACGGCGCAGUCCCCCAGCGGCUCCCCCAGCAUGCGCCGCACCGAGAGCAGGCAGCACCUGUCUGUGGAGCUGGCCGACGCCAAGGCCAGGAUAAGAAGGCUCAGGCAAGAGCUGGAGGAGAAGAGUGAGCAGCUGCUGGACUGCAGGCAGGAGCUGGAACAUAUGGAGACCGAGCUGAAGAGGCUGCAACAGGAGAACCUGCAGUUGCUGACGGAUGCCCGCUCGGCCAGGGCGUACCGUGAUGAACUGGACGCGCUGAAGGAGAAGGCCAUCCGCGUGGACAAGCUGGAGAGUGAAGUGAGCCGGUACAAGGAGAGGCUCCACGAUAUUGAGUUCUACAAGGCCAGGGUGGAGGAGCUGAAGGAAGAUAACCAGGUGCUGCUAGAGACUAAGACGAUGCUGGAGGACCAGCUGGAGGGGGCUAGGGCUCGUUCUGACAAGUUGCAUGAGCUGGAGAAAGAGAGCCUGCAACUCAAGUCAAAGAUACACGACAUGGAGAUGGAACGGGACAUCGACAGGAAAAGGAUAGAGGAGCUGCUGGAGGAGAACCUGGCUCUGGAAAUGGCUCAGAAACAGAGCAUGGACGAGUCCCUGCACCUGGGGUGGGAGCUGGAGCAGCUUUCCAAGACUGUGGAGCACACAGAGGUGCCACAAAAAUCUCUGGGUCACGAAGUGAACGAACUGACGUCCAGCCGGCUGCUGAAACUGGAGAUGGAGAACCAGAGUCUUCUGAAAACCGUAGAGCAGCUCAAAAGUUUAGCAGAACCGUCGGAAGACGCCAACUCCAGAAUCCUGAAGAUUGAGAAGGAGAAUCAGAGACUGACCAAGAAGCUGGAGAGACUGGAAAAUGAGAUGAGCCUUGAGAAGCAGACCCUGCAGAAUGCGGAGAACCUCAGCAGCGACCUGAUGAAAGAGAAGGCUCAGCUUGAGAAGACCAUCGAGACCCUGCGGGAGAACUCGGAGAGACAGGUGAAAGUACUGGAACAAGAGAAUGAGCACUUAAAUCAAACCAUAUCCUCCCUGAGGCAGCGCUCUCAAAUUGGAGCGGAGGCCCGGGUGAAGGACAUUGAAAAGGAGAACAAAAUCCUGCACGAGUCCAUCAAGGAGACCAGCAGCAAGCUGAACAAGAUGGAGUUUGAAAGGAAGCAGCUCCGCAAAGACCUGGAGCACUACAAAGAGAAAGGAGAGCGGGCGGAGGAGCUGGAGAGGGAGGUGCAUCGGCUGGAGAGGGAGAACGAGCAGCUCCAGAAGAAGAUCACCAGCCUGAGCAUCACCUGCGAGAAGGUCGAGGCUCUGGAGCAGGAGAACUCGGACCUUGAGGUGGAGAACAGGAAGCUGAAGAAGAAGCUGGACGGUCUGAAGAACCUGGGCUUCCAACUGGAGGCGUUGGAGAAGGAGAACACCCAGCUGGACGAGGAGAACCUGGAGCUGAGGAGGACAGUGGAGUCCUUGAAGUCUUCCUGCAUCAAGGUGGCACAGCUGGAGUUGGAGAACAAAGAGCUGGAGAAUGAGAAGGAGCAGCUGAAGAAGAGCCUGGAGCUGAUGAAGGCCUCCUCUAAGAAGACCGAGCGCUUGGAGGUCAGCUGUCAGGGGUUGGACACGGAGAACCAGAGGCUGCAGAAGGCCCUGGAGAACAGCAAUAAAAAGAUCCAGCAGCUAGAAAGCGAGCUCCAGGAUGUCGAGACCGAAAACCAAAACCUGCAGAAAAACCUGGAGGAGCUCAAAAUCUCUAGUAAGCGCCUGGAGCAGCUGGAGAAAGAGAACAAGAUCCUGGAGCAGGAGACGUCCCAGCUGGAGAAAGACAAGAAGCAGCUGGAGAAGGAGAACAAAAGGCUGCGGCAGCAGACCGAGAUCAAAGAUUCCACUUUGGAUGACAACAACCUGAGGAUAUCCACUCUAGAGAAGGAGAACAGGUCCCUUGCUAAAGAGAUGAGCCUCUUCAAGGAAUCCUGCGGACGGGUCAAAGACCUUGAAAAGGAGAACAAAGAACUUGUAAAACAAGCAACCAUUGACAAAAAGACUUUAGUGACAUUACGUGAGGAGCUGGUGAGUGAGAAACUGAAGACUCAGCAGAUGAACAAUGACCUUGAGAAACUUACCCAUGAGCUGGAAAAGAUAGGUCUGAACAAAGAGAGACUGCUAGAUGAUGAGCAAACAUCUGAUGACAGCAGGUACAAGCUGCUAGAGUCCAGGCUUGAGUCCACAUUGAAAAAGUCACUUGAAAUCAAGGAGGAGAAGAUUGCAGCACUGGAAGCUCGUUUGCAGGAGUCUUCAAACCUGAAUCAGCAGCUCCGACAAGAACUCAAAACCGUGAAGAAGAACUAUGAGGCCCUCAGGCAGAGGGAGGAAGAGGAGCGGAUGAUGCAGAGCUCUCCUCCCAGGGGAGGGGGAGAAGAAGCCCAGAGUGUAAGCAAGUGGGAAAAGGAGAGCCACGAGGCCACGCGGGAGCUGCUCAAGGUCAAGGACAGGCUGAUCGAGGUGGAGAGGAAUAAUGCCACGCUGCAAGCAGAGAAGCAAGCUCUCAGGACCCAGCUGAAACAACUGGAGACCCAGAACGAUAACCUGCAGGCUCAGAUCCUGGCCCUGCAGAGACAGACUGCCUCCCUGCAGGAGCACAACACCACGCUGCAGACCCAGAACGCCAAGCUGCAGGUGGAGAAUUCCACUCUGAGCUCCCAGAGUGCAUCCCUGAUGGCCCAGAACUCUCAGCUGCAGAGCCAGCAGUCCAGCACGGAGAGCGAGAAGGACAGCCUGCUGCGCGAGAAAGAGGAGCUGAGGGCCACGUACGAGCUGCUGGUGCGAGACCACGAGAAGCUGGCCACGCUGCACGAGCACCAGGCUGCCGAGUACGAGACGCUCAUCAGCAAGCACGGCAGCCUCAAGUCUGCGCACAAGAACCUGGAGCUGGAGCACAGGGAGCUGGAAGACAGGUACAACCAACUGCUAAAGCAGAAAACCCAGCUGGAGGAGCUGGAGAAAGUCCUGAAGGCGGAGCAGGAGAAAAUGGUAUCUGAAAACAAGAGUCACGAGGCCACAGUGUCCAAGUACCAGAAGCUGCGUGACGAGAAUGACAAGCUGAAUCAAACCUACAAUCAGCUGCUGAAAGACAACGAGGGGCUGCAGACAGAUCACAAGAACCUCAAGAGCCUGCUGAACAGUGCAAAGCUGGAGCAGACGCGUCUGGAGGCAGAGUUUUCCAAGUUAAAGGAACAGUACCAGCAGCUUGACAUUACGUCCACCAAACUGAACAACCAGUGUGAGUUACUGAGUCAACUGAAGGGAAACCUGGAAGAAGAGAACAGGCACCUGCUGGAUCAGAUACAGACACUGAUGCUACAGAACAGAACUCUGCUGGAGCAGACCAUGGAGAGCAAGGAUCUCUUCCACGUAGAACAGAGACAGUACAUAGACAAGCUUAAUGAGCUAAGAAGACAGAAGGAGAAGCUGGAAGAAAAAAUAAUGGAUCAGUACAAAUUUUAUGAUCCGUCACCACCAAGAAGGAGGGGUAACUGGAUCACGAUGAAGGUGAAAAAGCUGAUUAAGCCCAAGAACCGGGAGCGGAUCAGGUCCCUGACGCUGACCCCAACACGCUCCGAGUCCACGGAGGGGUUCCUGGGCCUCCCUCCGCAGGACAGCCAGGACAGCUCUUCCGUGGGCUCCGGCUCCAACUCCCUGGACGACAACCUGUCCAGCAAGAGGAGCAGCAUGGCUGCACUGAAAAGGUUUCCCUUUAUGAGGAACAGACCGAAGGAAAAAGACAGAGUGAAGGCCAUCUACCGCCGUUCCAUGUCCAUGAAUGACCUGUUGCAAACCAUGGCCCUGGCGGGGGGCCAGUGGGCCGGUAGUUCUGAGAACCUGGACGGGUCAGAUGACGCCACCACCAGGCUGAGGAUGAGAGAACUGGGAUCCAUGGCCUACUCCACCACGGCUAUCAACUACGCCACCCUCCACCCCUCCACUGGCCUCAGGUCCAGGCACAGGCUUAAGUCCAAAGACAACGCGUCGUGCGAGGACGUCGCCCCGAGGGUCUUGGAUGAGCCCAGCAACGGAGUGAGAGCUCAGGGGCUGCAGGACUCUAGCUGUGCUGGGACUCUUGUGUCCACUGUCCCUGCCCUUUCUACACACUGCAGAAUUCCUUGUCACAUCUGUUCUCCCCGGCCUGUCAGCCUUGACAGUAGCAAGACAACCAGUAGUAAUAGCAAUAAUAAUGCGUCGCCGCUCGGAGGGCAAGCGGGAGCCGUGAACGGCGGCGGCGGCGGCCACAGCCGCCCCCACAGCGAGAGCAGCGGAGAGUUCAGCCUGGGCCUGGACGCCGAGGCCUGGUCCAGCAGCAGCAGCCCCAUCCAGCCGGCCCAGAGGUCCUCGCGCCAGAGCCCCCUGCUGUUCCGGAGGACGCUGGACGUCCCCGCGCAGCACAAGAAGAAGACGGCUUCCCCCGGCAGCGAGGUGGUGACCCUGCAGCAGUUCCUGGAGGAGAGCACCAAGGGCUCGGCGGAGUCUGGCAGCCAGGAGAACCUUGCGGGCGAGGCUCCGAGGAGAGGCAGCGACAGCUCCGAGCCAGCCAGGAAGGAGAAGGAGAAGGAGAAGGGGGAGAGGGGCCCCCCCUCCGGCCCCCGAGGGAUCAUGCGGUCGGCGAGCGGCAGGACGCCGGCGGACUUCUCGGAGGGCCGGCCGCCCAAGCCGGGGCAGGCCAGGCCCGGCCUGCGGAAGGCGGAGAGCACCCGGGUCAAGGGCACGGCCCCCAGGCCCAUGCUGGGGGCGCACGGGAAGGCCACCUCCAUGUCGGAGAGGCUGGACAGCGCCCUGCUGCAGGCGGCGCCCCGGCCGAGGGACGCCACCGCCACCCUGCCCCGCGCCAGCAGCGUCAUCUCCACGGCCGAGGGCUCCACGCGCCGCACCAGCAUCCACGACUUCAUGUCCAAGGACAGUAGGCCGCCUGUGUCUGUGGACCCCUCGCCCGCUAAGGCCGGCCCCAAUGUGGAUGGUUUACAAGAGCGCAGAAAGUCAAAAGGCAGGACUGCGGAGCAACAUAGCUCCUAAACAUAGCCACCCUGCCUCCAUCAAAAGUGGGCUUAAGUGGUGAGUUUCUUGCACAGAGUGUUCAUGGGCAAGGUGGGGAAAACCCCAGUUAACAGACUAACAGCAUCCCGUACGGCAUACAGAAUGCACUCUGUAACAAGGGUAUAACACUGUAUGUGCUUGCUUUCGAAUUGGCUUUGUCUUUUCACCCAAGUAAAAAACAAGCUGAGCUGCACUGCUGGACCUCUCAUCUGCAUGCCUCUGCAGGGGCACCUGGGGUUUUGCUUUGCACAAGUGUCCAUGCCAUAGCUUCUUCAUAUGCAAUGCAUUUUCUUUUUUCCAUUUGCCAAGCUUGAUGGUUCAGCCGUUCUUAUGUGUUGAAUUAAAACGAGCAGCUGGCUGUGAAAGUUAGCCAAGUGUUAUCGUUCAGUAGCUCUCCACAGUGUCAUUUCACACAGUAGCGCAUGGCUUCAUUGUCCAGGGGCUGGAACUCGCCAAGCUCCCCAGUCCUUGUGCUCGAGCGCAUGCCCUUUCUGUACUGUCUGUCCUUUUGUACGCGUCUGUGCUGUAGUUCUAACUUGCUUAUUCUCUGCCUCUCUUUCAACCUUUUUUCUGUCUGCCUCCUACUCAGAGAGAAAAGUGACCUUCAAGCUGUCGUUUUGAAGCCUUUAAUUCUGCUCUACUGAGACGGUCUUCACUGAGAAAUUAGUGUGUAAAUCCUGUUUUGAAAAUAAAACACGAAAACCCUUCUUCAGUAGAAAAUGCUAGAUUUCUCCCCUUUCCUUGAAUCAAGGAGCAAUAUGGGACUCCCUCCAAGAAGUAUAUUGUGAAGAGUUUUUUUUUUCUUUUUUAACAUACUUUUACGGCAAAUUGCACUGCUAUCUGGAUUUUACAUACUGCUAAUAAUGCAUACUUACAUGGACCAAUUUUCUGUGCCAAGACUGAUUUGUGGUAAAGAACACAAGCUUUUUAUGGACCCUAAAGAUUCAGCCAUAUCUUGUGUGUAGCCUUUGCCAGACUUACCAGUUUACCAUUUGCUCUCUUUGUAAAUGAGAAGCAUGUGUACGCAAGUGUUAAUUGUGCUGAACUGCUGAGCCUGGGGUAUAAAAGAUCUGCACAAAUGUAAGUGGACACCCAAGCCGCUCGACCACGUGCUGCAUGAAGCAAUCAACGCAUUUCUCCCUCAAGAAAAAUGGUAUUGCUGCAAGUUCUCCUUUCUAGUUUGUUUGUUUUUGUAAGACAUACCAAAAUACUGUUAACACUAUGAGAAAAUGUAAAUCGCUUUCCUUUGAAUUGUUGCUACAAAGGUUGUGUGUGCUGAAAUGUAUGACUUACUGUAUCUUCAACCUCUGGAUACAAUCAUGUGGAAGAGGUGGUUUCUUGAGUGAAGUUGCAGGUGGUAUUCCUUCAUUCUAAAUAUCAUUAUACAGUGAAUGACUGUGACUAUGUAUAGUUCAUUUCCUUUUUCACUUUUUCACAUAAAGGUGUUUGAUGUGGGCAACUAUUAAUGCUUA